GUAUCCUAGCAACGUCUAUUUACUAAUGGAUAACUAAAUUUUCUAUAUACAUUAUAUAUGUGCCUCUUAACAAGAUUGCAAGGAAAAUGUUUACUGCAAAGAAAGAAGACUACUGGUUGAUACUCUUCUGUUACUUCAUUUACUAUUCUGGAUAAUUUCUGACUUUAAAGGUAACGCAUCAUUUCCUAUAAAGGUACAGUUGCCUCUAAGUGUUCUAAUUAUGCGUGACAGCAAGAGCACUUGAAAAUGAGGCAGUAGACUGUGGGGUCUGCACCCAGAUCUAGGCUCCUGGCAAUCUGAGACCCCGAGAGACUGAAAGGGGUCCUCAUGGCUGAUGGGCACUCUUCGGUCAGUGAGAGGAAAGAGUCGGCGCCUCCAUACCUCCAUGAGAGAAGCAAAUCCUUGUACCCACCAGCGGUGGCCAACCCCUUCUUGCAGGAGACACACCUCAGCGUGUGGCGCUGGAUCUCCAUUAUCCUCAUGGGGACUGUGCUGGUGCCGCUGCGGGUGUUCUGCAUGUUCUUCCUCAUGGUCUUCCUCUGGCCAGUCACUGCUUUACUCACCACAGGUUUAUCUGCUCAACCAACCAAGCCCCUCAGGCGUUGGAGGAAAAGACUCUUAGAACCAGCCACCAAGUUCUUGCUUCAGGCCAUCUUCUUUUUAGCAGGAUUCCUAGUUAAAGUGGAAGGCAGAAAGGCAAGCCGGGAUGAGGCCCCCAUCCUCGUGUCGGCGCCACACUCCACUUACUUUGAUGUAAUCCUCUGUGCGGUGGCGGGAUUACCCUCAGUGGUCUCUGCAAGUAGAAAUGCAACGAUUCCAGUGGUUGGGAAAAUCCUGCUGUCAUUGCAGCCGGUCUUCGUGACCCGAGAUGACCCCAAUUCCAGGAGGACUACCAGGGCAGAAAUAAUGAAGCGAGUGACAUCCAAAAGGAAUUGGCCACAGUUGCUGAUUUUUCCCGAAGGCGUGUGUACCAACCGCUCCUGUCUGGUUACCUUUAAACUAGGGGCCUUCUCUCCAGGUGUCCCUGUGCAGCCAGUGCUACUCAAGUACCCAAACACCGUGGACACAGUCACCUGGACCUGGCAGGGGUUUUCAGCCAUCCAGGGCUUUAUUUUGACCCUGAGUAGGCCUUUCACUAGGAUAGAAGUUGAGUUUAUGCCUGUUUAUGUCCCAAAUGACCAAGAAAGAAAAGACCCUGUCCUUUUUGCGAAUACAGUGAGGAUCAACAUGGCAAAUGCUCUCGGGGUGCCUGUGACAGACCAUACCUAUGAAGACUGCAAACUGAUGAUUUCUGCAGGUAAUCUUCAACUUCCCAUGGAAGCUGGUUUGGUGGAAUUUACAAAACUGAGCCAGAAAUUGAACUUAGAUUGGGAUAAUAUUCAUCAGCAUUUGGAUGAGUAUGCUGCCGUCGCAGCUGCCUCAAAAGGAGGGGUGAUAGGAAUUAAAGAGUUUGCAAAUUACCUAAAACUCCCAGUUUCAGAGCCCUUGAUACAGCUUUUUGACCUCUUUGACAGCAAUAGGGAUGGCUACAUAGACUUCAGAGAAUACGUGAUUGGUCUGACUGUCUUAUGCAAUCCUUCUAACACUGAACAGAUUCUGAAAUUGUCAUUUAAGCUUUUUGAUCUUGAUGAGGAUGGCUUCAUAACAGAACAGGAGUUAACUGCUAUACUUCGGGCAGCUUUUGGAGUGCCAGAUCUUGAUGUUUCCAGACUCUUUCGGGAAAUAGCUGGAAAGUCACAGCGCAUUUCAUACAGGCGCUUCAAGAGAUUUGCCCUGAGAAAUCCACACUAUACCAAGUUAUUUAGUUCCUACUUAGACCUUCAGGCAGCCUAUAUAUAUUCUUUACCAUAAGUAGGGUUUAAUCACUGUAUUCAAAAGAUAAAGUUAUUCCUGAAAAACGGUGAUGUAACUUCCAGGUAGAAUCUAUGAUUGAAAUAAAAAUUAUCUUUUGAGG
This is a messenger RNA of Talpa occidentalis (Iberian mole), 1954 nucleotides long. Its product is annotated as lysophosphatidylcholine acyltransferase 2B-like. Gene Ontology annotation, molecular function: 1-acylglycerophosphocholine O-acyltransferase activity; calcium ion binding. Gene Ontology annotation, cellular component: endoplasmic reticulum. The transcript is spliced from 2 exons. NCBI's taxonomy places the organism in Eukaryota, Metazoa, Chordata, Mammalia, Eulipotyphla, Talpidae. The coding region runs from base 328 to 1851 and encodes 507 amino acids. The record is from RefSeq and is a predicted model, not a curated record.